Choloepus didactylus (southern two-toed sloth) is the source of this 2077-nucleotide messenger RNA. RefSeq names its product killer cell lectin like receptor G1 (gene KLRG1). The record is from RefSeq and is a predicted model, not a curated record. Gene Ontology annotation, cellular component: extracellular region. Bases 122 to 685 code for a protein of 187 amino acids. The transcript has 6 exons. NCBI's taxonomy places the organism in Eukaryota, Metazoa, Chordata, Mammalia, Pilosa, Megalonychidae.
AAUGAACCUUCAAAUUUCCUGCUAGCAGUUUAGAGAUUGGCCUGUUUCUUCACUGAUGCAUGUCUCACCACACUUCUAUAAUCUUACUCUCUCAACUGAAUGUGAAAGAUUUUAGGUGAAGAUGACUGACAGUGCCAUUUAUUCUGUAUUAGAGUUGCCUACUGCACCCCAAGCCCAGAAUGACUUUAGACAACAGCAAAAAGCUUCUUCCAGACCCUCUCUUUCUUGCUACGUGGCAAUAAUUUUGGGGCUUUUGACUGUAAUUCUUGUGAGUUUGCUGCUAUACCAGUGGAUUGUGAGCCAGGGCUCUAGCUAUUCCACUUGUGCCAGCUGUCCCAGCUGUCCAGACCUCUGGAUGAGGCAUGGUGACCAUUGUUACUACUUCUCAGUGGAGAAAAAGGACUGGAAUUCUAGCCUGGAAUUCUGCUUAGCUAAAGACUCACAGCUCCUUAUGUUUAGGGACAAUCGGGAAAUGAACCUGUGCAAAGAUUUCCUCAGUAAUGACUUUUACUGGGUUGGUCUGAGGAAUAAUUCUGGUUGGAGGUGGGAAGAUGGAUCAGCCCUAAACUUCACAAGGAUUAUUUCUAACAGUUUGGUACAGAUGUGUGGGACCAUCAACAAAGAGGGUCUCCAAGCCUCUAGCUGUGAAGCUUCUUUACGAUGGAUCUGUAAGAAGGUAAUAUGAUUUAAUUCAUACAGUGGCCCUUUGAAGAUAAACUUUUACUCCAAAGAAUAAUGCUAAUGGUGAGAAUCUAAAUUGUAGGAAGUGAGUGAGGGCAGGAAGUGUUUUCCUGUUCUCUCCUCUUUACAUCAUAGAGACCUAGCCUUGACUGGAUUUGGUUUCUCUGAGUAUACAUAAUUAUGGUUGAAUAAACCAAUGUGUGAGCAUACUUUUUCUAUGUUGUAAAUGUGUUAUUUGCAUAUUAAUUCCACCACAGUGGUCAAUCUUUACAAGGCAUUUUCAUAGGGGAAAGUUUACAGAAGCCGUUUACACAUUUGGGCUCCUGUUGGAGAUUGAAUUCUGUCCUCCACAAAAGGCAUGUUCAGGCCUCACCCCGUGGUCCUGUGGAUGUGAGCCCAUUUGUGAAUAGGGCCUUAAAGAUGUUAUUAAAGAUGUGUCCAAACUGAGUGAGAAUGGAGCCUUAAUCCAAUAUGGCUGAAGUCCUUCUAAGCAAAGGAAAUUGGACACAGAAGGAGAAAGCCAGAAGCUGGACGCCAACAGAAUCCGGAAGGGAAAGAAGACACUGCCAUGUGCAUUGCCAUGUGCCAGAAAAGCCAAGGAACCCCAAAGAUUGCCGAUCAGCCAGAAGGGGAGGAAGUGAGCCAUCUAGCCUCUGAGCCAAUACAUUCCUGUUGUUAAGCCAAUCCACUGUAUGGUGUUUCUUUUAGCAGCCUAGAAACUAAAACAGCCCCCAAAUGAUUGAGAAUGGCUUUAUUAUUUCUGUUUAAUAGGGUUUGGAUAUAGACAAGGAGGGAAGGUAAUUUUUUAGGAUCUAGGAGGCUGUAAUGGAGUGGACAAUCCUGUAAUGCUGAUGACAGAAGAUUGUAUUCUGUUUAUUUGUCUUUCUUUCAUAGUUCUUUUAGGGCAUGAACUGUAUCGUAUCCACCACUGUAUCUCAAGAUCUAUGAGAGUGUUUGCAUUCAGCAAAUAUUAGAUAAAUGAAUAAAUGAACAAAAAAUAAGAACUUUUUGUUUUUAUUUUAGUUGUUUCAGUUAGCUUAAGUUGGUUAGAGGGAUUAAAGGCAAGAAAAAUGAUAUAUCCUAAUCUUCCCUAACCUACCCACAGGAGCACUCAGUACCUGAUUCUAAAAAGACAGAGGACCAGAUUGAUCUGUAGGUAAAGCUUAUAGGAGAGAGUAGUGGAAACAGGUUCUCAUUCCCUAUCAUCUCUUACCUUUGGCUCUGUAGUAAAACAUUCUUACAUUGCUGUGGGAGUGGGAGGUUUUGGGUUGUCUCUUGGUUUUGAUGGGAGUGACUCCCCAGUUGGUUGAAUAUGUAAUGAUAGGGAUUACUCUUGGGCCAUGGCUUGGCUGCUACAGGAUAGACAAUCUCAUUUAUUUAUUCAAAGAGAAAUUAA